Linum tenue is the source of this 1671-nucleotide messenger RNA. The record is from the annotation of a GenBank genome assembly. NCBI's taxonomy places the organism in Eukaryota, Viridiplantae, Streptophyta, Magnoliopsida, Malpighiales, Linaceae.
AUGGGCAUUCAAAAGAUCAACCACUCGAAGGCAUUUUACAGUGCGGGUGCAUACUGCCACAAUGGAAGUGGCACUGAGGUGUUGGAUAACCUGGUUUUAGGACCAGACUCAGGUGAUGAUUCUGAUGACGAGGAGCUGAUAGAGUUGAAUUGCGAGCUUGGUAUGGUGGAAGGUCAUGUAUGCAGCAUGCCAUAUGAUCUCUAUGAUCUGCCUGACUUAAAGGAUAUACUGUCUAUAGACACUUGGAAUUCUUGUUUAACAGAGGAAGAGCGAUUUCACUUAUCAGCUUAUCUUCCAGAUAUGGACGAGCAUACAUUUUGGUUGACUAUGAAGGAGCUUUUUGAUGGCAGUAAUAUUUAUUUUGGGAAUCCUUUGGAUAUGUUCUUCAAAAGAUUGAGAGGUGGGUUCUAUCCUCCAACAGUGGCUCAUUACAGAGAAGGUUUACAGUUUCUCCAGAGGAAAAAGCAUUAUCAUAUGCUAAGGUCAUACCAUGAUAAGAUGGCACAGACUUUUGUCGAAAUGAGUAGAAUAUGGGAUCAAUGUGGAAAGGGCGCCGGUGUUGAGGAACGUAUCUCUUUGUGGGGUAAAAGGAACAAACAGCACAAAGAUAACACUUUACUAGAUCUUAAUAAAUUUCCUGGGGAUGAUAAUCUUUUAAGUGAAGAUGUCUCCAUGGAUACUAAGCCUCCGGGACGAAAAAGAGCUGAAGCUGCCACUGUUGCAAAAUUUGUUCCCCCAAACUGUCAAGGGAAGGGCUUUCUAAAGAUGAAGGCAUCUGGAAAUCGUUCAUGCCAAAAUCAUGCUGCACAAGUAGUCCGAAAUGACAAGUUGGAACAAGGUCGUUCUAUACCCAAGGGCGUCUUGAAAAUUGUCCCAAAACAACCUCCUAGUCAGUUGGAACAAUCAGAAGUGCCUAGAGGAUUAAAACCAAACAUUAUUGUCAAGUCACAAGGCUUGCUAGAUGUUAAGUUUUCUCGCUUGCAUGCCUCAUUACCGAUCCAGGAAGCAGGUGGCCUCUGCAGUUCAGUUUACAUGGGGCAAAUCAUUGACCAUAGAGUACAUUCAGCUUUGGACCAACCUCUGUGUUUAUUGAAUCAGCAAGAUGAUACUCUAAGAGCCAGUAGUCGCUCUGAAAGCUCGGAUCAAAAAAUAAGAAGGGGAAAAAUUCCAUCUUUGGAUGAGAGAUCCCUAAUAGGGUUAAACAAGGUAGUUGGAGGUGGCAUUGGAAGGGUGCCUCGAGAGGAGCAUGACUUUCCAAUCAGUUCGGUGGGUGGAAGCACAUAUGAUGUUGAUGGUAAAAAUUUGUGGCCAGAACUACAUGCUGGAGCUCAGGACUUCUCUCUUAAUUCUCUGAGAUCGUUUCCUUUUGCAAUUCCAUGUCACGGGAGGGAGCAGUACUUGACCUUAAGGGCUGAGCAAAGCCACCAUUUUCCAAAGUUUCCAGAAGUGGUUCCCAGAGUCUUGAACCUUGGAAAAAGGAAGCCAGAGACAGUAAUUGGACAGCCUACUGAAAUGAAGGGCAAAAGUGAGGCUGGCUUGAAAAUAUCAGGCAGUGGAGCUAAUAGAUCCAGUGUUACCGAGGGAUUUAAGAGAGAUUCUGUACUUCCUUUGACAUAUAAGCGGCGGAAGGUUCUAGCUAAAGUCAAGUCAUCAAACGUGGGGGAGCCAUAG